GAUGAUCCUAUUUUUUGAUAAAACAUAGUUUUUCAAGUUUUAUGCAUUAUGCUUCAGAUCCAGAUUCUGGAUUUCGCUUCCGUAGUUGCACAGCGUACAUUCAUUAAUGCUUGUCUGUUUUGCAGUUUCCACGUUUUACGGUACGGGUACAUGGCGUGCGGACAAGGGACAACCCAUGUGGUUCGCUUCCAUAGUUGAUAAUUCCAUUGCCCACUUAGCGACUGUUGUUAUGAAUAUGAUCGAUGCAAAGUGUAUAAUUUUCCGUUUUCGCUUAACUUGAAUGGAUGGCUUCAAGCAGAAAACUUACUCCACAAGGUCAGCAGCCGCGUAUUUCCGCAUUUUUUAACCCGUUACCAUCGUCGGAUGUUCGAUACUGGAAUGGACGUCCAGUGCCCAGUGAUUUUACUAGACAACCUGCAUUAAAUGUAGCCCGACCACCGUUCAGACCUUCUGCCCCGAAUAUGUCGUUUCCAUUAAGACUGCAAGUGACACCGAGAUUUUCGAGUGAUUUUAAUCACGCUUCUGUAAGGGUUCCAUGCGGACCUUUUCGCUUACCAGCAGAAGGAAAUUCAUUGUUGUCUGGUCAAGAAGGCUUUCGGAUUUAUUCUGAUGUUCUUGAUCCACCCACGAUGAGCACUGCAACAGAUGCUAUGCCUACGACGAAACAGGAUGUUUUUGAUGAGGACGAUGGCUUCCUUGCUGCGACGGACGCUUAUGAAGCCUCGCUGAUACCUUCGCAGAUUCCCAGUCUCGAUAAAAAAUCGGAAACAAUUGCACUGAACGAUCCUGAUGACUGCAAUGGCAUUUUUGAUGAAGUAGAUAUAGACUUCGAAGAGCUCGACAAGGUGGAGAAACUGGCGACGCAGAACCCGCCGUCGACAUCCUGUGCGAUUGCAACGCCACAGAUUGUCUCCACUCCGGGAAAGAAUUUGUCGACGAACGGGUUCCGCACAGGAAAUGGAAAUGUCUGUGCUGCUAGUCCAGUGGGACUCGCUAAAGCGCGAGCAAUUAGUGUGGCGGUGGAUCGUGAUCUCCUUAAGGAUCAGUUAUGGUCGCAUUUGGUGCAGUCGGAAGCAGCCGCUGUCACGCCGAACGAGGGUGGUAACGAUCUUUUCGAGGAUGCUGAUUUUGAUUUUGAUGCGCUGGACAAGUUGGAAAAGCAGGCGACGGUAAAUAGGCCGUUGCCUUCUGUUCGGCCACCUGUAGCGCCUCAGCCCUUUAAACGGGGGCCUGUUAUUGCGGGUCCUUCUCGCCCUCAUGUUUCGGCAAAUGUUCCCCCGCUUAAUAAUGGGAAUGGCGGAACUACUAGUCCUGUUCCGGAGAUUUUGGAGGAUUUACCUCCAACCACGCAAAUUCCUGCAAAUGUUGAGAAACUUCCUGGAUUUGAUCUGGAAGCUGGAUUGAAAUGGAUUUACCCUACGAACUACGAUAUCCGCUCUUACCAGUUUAAUAUAGUACAGAAAGCCCUGUUUCGCAACACGAUGGUGUGCCUGCCAACUGGAAUGGGGAAAACGUUUAUUGCUGCCGUCAUAAUGUACAAUUUUUACCGAUGGUAUCCUAAAGGGCGAAUUAUGUUUAUGGCGCCUACCCGACCGCUGGUUGACCAACAAAUACAAGCGUGUUACCGCGUAAUGGGAAUUCCCCAGGAUGAAAUGGUUGAGUUGACAGGACAAACUCCCCAAGCCAAACGAGCAGAUUUAUGGGCGAGGAAACGGAUCGUUUUUCUGACUCCUCAGAUUGCCGUGAAUGACUUGGAUAAAGACGUUUACAAGGCGUCAGAUGUGAAGUGUUUGGUGAUUGAUGAGGCUCAUAAAGCUAGCGGCAACCAUCAUUAUGUCCAGAUUGUGCGCCUCCUUGCAGCGAGCAGCAAACAGUUCCGGAUUUUAGCGUUAAGCGCAACCCCUGGAAAUGAUCGUGCACAAAUUCAGAAGGUGCUUACCAGUCUUCAGAUCAACCAUAUCGAAAUUCGGCAGGAAGAUUCUAUCGAUUUAAUGAAGUACACUCAUCGGAGAAAUGUCGAAAAAAUUGUAAUCCCUCUGGGAAAUGAUGUUAGGUACAUCUUGGAUCGGCUUUUGGCAGUUAUGAUUCCAAUUGUAAAUAAGAUGAAACAAUACGGAGGAAUACCACGUGAGAGCGAUCCACUGAAUCUAUGUCAGUAUUCCAUUGUGCAGUUCCAGCGGAAUUUUUCCCUCGUGAAAGGAUUGAACGAUUUCGUAAAGCGGGAAACAUCAAGUGGCUUUAUACAACUGAUUACUUUGUACCAUUGUUAUGAACUGCUGAUGAUGUAUGGAAUCCGAGCGUUUUAUUAUUCGCUUCACGAGACUUUACGCCCGGCAACUGCGGAUAAGAAAGUCAAGUGGACUGGGACAUUAUUGGGAAAAAACGCGGAACUCCAGAGAUUGAUGGGGAAUGUGAGAGAAUAUUUAGGUAUCGACGUAGCUGCCGGUGAAAGCAUGCGCAGCUUCCGCGAAGACCAGGACAAACCAUACAUUUAUGGACAUCCAAAGCUACAAAAAUUGGAAGAAUUAGUAUUGCAACAUUUUGCAUCGUCCGAAAGCAAAACAGAUGAAGCGGGCCCUUCAAAACCGUUGAAAAGUGUUGAUAGCCGCAUCAUCGUAUUCACCACGUAUCGCGAUAGUGUGCAUGAAAUUGUUCGCCUGCUGGAAAGACAUCGUCCACUGAUUAAUCCCACGGCGUUUGUUGGUCAGGCUGACUCCGCGAGCAAAAAGGGGCUUCAGCAAAAGGAACAAUUGGCUGUGAUGCAGAAGUUUCGGUCGGGUAAUUUCAACGUUCUGGUAUCGACAUGUGUGGGAGAGGAAGGUCUGGACAUUGGCGAAGUGGAUUUGAUUAUCUGUUUCGACUCUCAAAAGAGCGCCAUCCGGAAUGUUCAGCGUACUGGACGGACUGGGCGUAAACGAGAAGGGAAAACAGUUUUCCUGCUCGCUGAGGGCAGAGAAGAAAACAAAUAUCGGACUUGCCAAAGCAGUAAAUCGCUCAUUCAAAAAACGUUGACAAAUUUUUCGGGGUUCCAAAUGUGUCCGGACGUGGCGAGAAUGGUCCCAAAUGGUUUGAAUCCAGUCUGCGUCAAACUGCAGUGGACUGUUCCAGAUUACUGUCCGGAAAUGGGAAGGCAGAGCCGAACGAGCGUGAAGGGCAAGAAAGCGUCGAAGGAGAAUGUCGGCAAGGCGAAGAAAACUCGACUGAAGUUCAUGUCGGAAGAUGAACAUGUGGAAUGGGAACGUCACUGCAGCAUCGCGGAAGAUAAAGUUCCCAUUUCGGCAGAACGACGGUUUUUGUACGAUCCCUCCACGUUUUCAGAACUAUGCAGAACGUUUCGAGAACGAGCGAUGUACGAAGAUAUCAAUUUGAAUCGACCUGUAUUGGACGUGGGCACAAAUCCGUUGUCGCAACAUUUACCACAUGCCGAAAUUUUCAACAGCUUUCUGAUUUCGUCGGCUCGUACGAAUACUCUCGUGUCCUUAAUGCGUCAAAUUAAUGAUAAUGCUAUGGAUUUCGAUGAAGCUUCCUAUGAUCCAACCUGCGGUAAGAUGUAUGAGGAAGCUGUGCUAGCCGGCUUUAUUGAACUCUCUGAUACGGAGCUCAUAACGGAUACCGAAAGUGAUGUCAAUGAUAAACCUGUCAGACGUAAAAAGUCAUCCAAAAGGAAGGCAGUAGCUCCCAAGAAACCUGAUCCGUUUGCGGACUCCGAUGAGGAUGUGGAGAAGGCGAAAGAACAUCGGCAACGUCUGACUGAAAUGAUGGCCGCUCAUAAAUCUACUGAUAAGCUGGAUCGACCAGAUCAGGCGAUUGGACUGCGAAAAGUUCUGCAGCAACGUUUGGAUCAUUUGGACAGUCAAGAGACACCUGGCCCCCUUGUGUUUGCGGCUGAGAGACCAAGGAAUAUUGGACAAGGUGAUGUUUUAAAACUCUUAGAUGGUUCUGUUUCGCGAAAAAUGAAACGUAAUCGUCUGGAUACGCUGGAAACGCCUCCCAACAUCUCCAAAGAUGGGCAGGAAAAGAGCUUCGAAGUAACAGUCAAGGCUUCGAUAUUGCAAAGUGUCGAAGGUGCAUCCACCGAAAAACAUUGCACAGUCUCAGUUCCGGUUAGUCGUGAGGCGUCAAAAAGUUCCACGGAUGUUGCCCGAUCGUCUAUGGAUACUUCUCAGCAAAGCACCGCAACUCUUACCUCGCGUGCUUCGGAAACUACCAUGACGAACUCGACCGGAAGUACAAAUAAUCAGGGAAGUUGUGAGGAUUUCGAGUCCACUGAGCAGGCUGAAAAGGGUAUUUUCCCACCCCCUGCACAAAAUGAUGGAUCUGACGCUGAUACAAUAACACAAAAGGGGUUGGAAGAGGGAAGUUGUGAGGAUUUCGAGUCCACUGAGCAGGCUGAAAAGGGUAUUUUCCCACCCCCUGCACAAAAUGAUGGAUCUGACGCUGAUACAAUAACACAAAAGGGGUUGGAAGAGAAUCUGUCCCAGAUUGCAAAGGAAAUCCCGAAACUGAUCAGUCCGGUAGAUAUGGAUAGGGUCUUCUCGGAGUCUCUGAUACUGCCAGACGUGCAGAAAGCCGGUGAUAUUAAUGUGGACAUCCAAAAUGAUAUGGGAGUGGAUAUCGCGAAUUGGGAACAAUGGGACGGACUUGAGCCUAAGGCCGAUACAGGACUGAAAGCAUCACGUGAUCGGCUGAUGGAAUUUGAGCGAACUACAGGGAAUGUUGAAUCAACCGGUAUGAAUUCAACAGAGUGUCGGGAUGUCAUGACCUUUACAACAGCAUUGCAAUUUGUUAAUCAAACGUCUGAGAUAAUCCCCGAAAGCCCUUUGGCAAAGCAGUCCGAAAACGGCAGCGUUGCGGAAAUGCCUACUCGGUGCCGGUUGAAUUUCGAUGAUGACCAGACCAAAUCAAAUUUGGCGGAAGCAAAAAUGGCCGUUCUUGCAAGCGAUACUGUUGUCCCUCUUUCCCGUGGUCCUAGCAGUCAUUCCACCCCUGUUAUUUCUCGCUCUCGGAAAAGAAUGCUGGCUUCUCCGAAUCUGAGCCCAGUGCGAGAAAUCCACCGAAAACACGAUGCUUCUCCCUCCAGAAUUUUGGCGAGCUAUGUCAGCGAAAAAGAAAUGGAGGUGGAUGUUAUAAUGGCGUCCUUUUCCGAGGACGAAAGUGACGAUGAUAAGAAAUUUCUCAGCAAAGACGUAAUUCCUUCAUCUUUACCGUAUGACACGGACUUGAUGGAUGAUCCGGUACAAAAUGAUACCAAGAUCAACCCUCCAUUUCCAGCCGGGAAAAGCAAAGUGGUGGACGCGGUAGUUCAGUUGCAAAGAAAGCCGGUAGUGCCGGAUCCGUUUGAUUAUCCAAUGGGAAGGCCAAAGAAGAUCGACGAAAACGAAGGAAAUCUUAAAGAUGCCCUGACGAAGUCUUCGCGGCGGAAAGAAUCUGUUGUCUUAGUUGAAUCUCCACUGAAGGCGCCUCCUGCUGACGGGCAGUGGAAACCGGCGACGCAAGGCAGCAGAGUUCGUCGGAAAGCGGCUGUUAUUUCUUCCGCUCUGAAGCAGCAGAAUCAGGAUUCUCCCUGUGCUGCACCGAUUGACGUUCCAACAAAUAAUGAUGAUGAGGAAGAAGAAAUCAUCAUACGUCAUAAACGUCGCCGACCUGUAGCUGCUUUUGACACGCCUUCGCCCAGUAGAGCUGCAUCAGCUGCCAGAAGCGAACGUACAGCGCCACCAAAACCCAAGCUGAACGUUGGCAAAGGAACUAACACCUCCAACAGACCGAAAAAGAACUUGAAGAAGCUGGGACGGCAAUUCCUCUGCACUCAGGCCGAAUGUUCGGACGAGCGUUCUGCGGAUGAAGCGGAAGAAGACGAACCGGAUGACGAGUAUCCCGCCAGCUUUGUUGACAGCGGAAGUGAUGAAACAAAUCCGACGUAUAUGCACGCAAUCUAUGCUAGAGAUCUCGUGGAAACGCCCAAUAGAGAUUUGAUUAUGGGCCGAUUGGGCCCAAGGAAAUUCCGAGAGGAUGUUUUCUCGCAACCCUUUGAGCAGGAUCCGGAUUAUGGAAGCGAUAGUUUUGUGGCUUAUUCCGAAGAAGAAACGUCCCCUCCCCAGAAGAGCACCAAGCCGAAACCGGUUGCGAAGGCCUGGGACAACGACUUUAGAAAGCCACACUUCAAAGGCCGCCGAAAAAAAUAGAGAUUUAGUGAUGUUGAGAACACCAAUUUGUGAUUUCGAAAACGGUAACAGACUCGUAGAUUCCUUUAAAUUCUUACAACUGUAAGCAUAUACUGAUCUGUAACACCACAUGUUCUAACAUUUGUUUUUCUCUUUGGAUCUCACAUGCGCAGUCUCAAAGCGGACGAUGUUUUAUCAUGUUUAAACAAUGUAAAAGCUUAUGAAACAUUCUUUAUGUUUGUGCUUUGGACUUUAUUAAUCCCAACUCUAAUGCAAGCAUACAUUCUGUAACCA
Messenger RNA from Paramacrobiotus metropolitanus, 6455 nucleotides. RefSeq lists its product as uncharacterized. The record is from RefSeq and is a predicted model, not a curated record. Gene Ontology annotation, biological process: double-strand break repair via synthesis-dependent strand annealing; replication fork reversal; interstrand cross-link repair. NCBI's taxonomy places the organism in Eukaryota, Metazoa, Tardigrada, Eutardigrada, Parachela, Macrobiotidae. The transcript has 19 exons. Bases 285 to 6182 code for a protein of 1965 amino acids. Gene Ontology annotation, molecular function: four-way junction DNA binding; 3'-5' DNA helicase activity; ATP binding.